CCAUCAACCAACCCAUUUAAAGAAAAUAUCUAAACUUCAAUAAUUUAACUUUGUCAUGAAGAAAGAGAUUACCAACUUCUUGGUAGUCAUAGAGUGACAUGUUUAUCUCUUUUAUAUUCAUGUUGACUUCAAAUUAAUAAUACACCUCCUAUUCCAAUAAACAAAAACUUCCCUUAUGGCAUUUCUCACUAUUGGCCACAAUUGGUUUAGAAUAAGGACCCCUUUUGUUCCAUUAUCCUACAAGGGUAGAAGACCAUUCAUCUCUAACUCAAAUCAUGAAGAAAAGAAAGACAUUGGAGGAGGAGGAAAAGGCAAGUUGAAAUGGAAAUUAUUGUUGAAUGAUUUUGAGAAGCUAAUUGGGAAGAGGCCACAAAAGAUGAACAAUUUAAAUCCACAACAAAAGGGUGAUUGGAAAGACUUGUUUUUAAUGAGUAUUUCUUUUGCUGUUUAUGUUUACAUAUCUCAAAAGCUAGUUUGUGCUUAUUGUGCUUGGGUUUCUUUUAUGCCUAAACAUGUAUGGUAGCUAUUAACUAUACUUUACUUUUUUAUCACUCAAUUUCAUUUGUUGAAAAGCUAUUGUAGCCAUUGGCCUUAUAUUUUUAGAAGGGGUUAUAAUUGUAUAUUAUAUAAGAUAAGAUAGAUUUUUAUGUAAAUAAAAAAAGAUUUAUGUUAUGUUUGGAAAAUGCUAAUGUAGAUAUACAAAAGGAUAAUUGUGCAUUAGGAAGUUUUAUGAAAUAUGAUCGGUGUGUUUUUUUGUUUUUGUUGAUGAAAUAUAUGAAUGGCAUGUUGAUAA
Molecule: messenger RNA, 793 nt
Organism: Cicer arietinum (chickpea)
Lineage: Eukaryota; Viridiplantae; Streptophyta; Magnoliopsida; Fabales; Fabaceae
Source: RefSeq, a predicted model, not a curated record